Tyto alba (common barn owl) is the source of this 611-nucleotide messenger RNA. Its product is annotated as interferon-like. Gene Ontology annotation, molecular function: cytokine activity; type I interferon receptor binding. The transcript has a single exon. Gene Ontology annotation, cellular component: extracellular region. Gene Ontology annotation, biological process: response to exogenous dsRNA; adaptive immune response; positive regulation of peptidyl-serine phosphorylation of STAT protein. Lineage: Eukaryota; Metazoa; Chordata; Aves; Strigiformes; Tytonidae. The record is from RefSeq and is a predicted model, not a curated record. Bases 1 to 576 code for a protein of 191 amino acids.
AUGCCUGCGCCCGCAGCCCCACAGCCCCGCCUGCGCCCCGCCGCCCCGGCGCUCCUGCUCCUCCUGCCGCCUCUCGCCACCGCCCUCGCCUGCCACCACCUGCGGCCCCGCCACGCCACCUUCCCCUGGGACAGCCUCCAGCUCCUCCAGGCCGUGGCUCCCAGCCCGCCACAGCCCUGCCACCACCCGCACCCGCCCGCCUUCCCCGACACCCUCCUCCACACCCACCGCCCACAGCAAGCCGCCCACACCGCCCUACGCAUCCUCCAGCACCUCUUCCACACCCUCAGCAGCCCCAGCACCCCCCAACACUGGGACCACGACGCACGCCACCGCCUCCUCAACAACCUCCAGCACCACAUCCACCGCCUGGAGCAAUGCCUCGCAGGCAGCGCCACGCUCGACCAAGCCCAAGGGCCCCGCGACCUGCCGCUCACCAUCAGCAAACACUUCAGCGACAUCCAACACUUCCUCCGCACCCACAACCACAGCGCCUGCGCCUGGGACCGCGUCCGCCUCCAGGCUCGCGCCUGGUUCCAGCGCCUCCACAACCUCACCCGCACCAUGCCCAAUUAGCCCAACCGCCCCCGACAGCCCCCACGCACCCCCAA